Messenger RNA from Grammomys surdaster, 1962 nucleotides. It is a transcript of the gene Nell2, whose product is annotated as neural EGFL like 2. The transcript is spliced from 16 exons. Lineage: Eukaryota; Metazoa; Chordata; Mammalia; Rodentia; Muridae. Gene Ontology annotation, molecular function: calcium ion binding; protein binding. The record is from RefSeq and is a predicted model, not a curated record. The annotation marks the transcript as partial.
GGGGCCGCCCCGCUCGGUCUUAGGUGUCUGAGCCCGAGUGGCGACGCCGAGGCGGUCGCAGGAGGGGCCAGCUGGGCUUUCCCGCUUCACUCCCAGCACCUCUUGGUUUUUAUCUUUAUUUUUAAAGAGGGAGACGAUGGACUGAGACGAUGCACGCCAUGGAAUCCCGGGUGUUACUGAGAACGUUCUGCGUGAUCCUCGGGCUCGGAGCGGUUUGGGGGCUUGGUGUGGACCCCUCCCUACAGAUUGACGUCUUAACAGAGUUAGAACUUGGGGAGUCCACAGCUGGAGUGCGCCAAGUCCCGGGACUGCAUAAUGGGACGAAAGCCUUCCUCUUCCAAGAUUCCCCCAGAAGCAUAAAAGCACCCACUGCUACAGCUGAGCGGUUUUUCCAGAAACUGAGGAAUAAGCACGAGUUCACAAUCCUUGUGACCCUGAAACAGAUCCACUUAAACUCAGGAGUGAUUCUCUCCAUCCACCACUUGGAUCACAGGUACCUGGAACUGGAAAGCAGUGGCCAUCGGAAUGAGAUCAGACUACAUUACCGCUCUGGCGCUCACCGCCCUCACACGGAAGUGUUUCCUUAUAUUUUGGCUGAUGCCAAGUGGCACAAGCUCUCCUUAGCCUUCAGUGCCUCCCACUUAAUUUUACACGUCGACUGCAAUAAGAUCUAUGAACGAGUGGUGGAAAUGCCUUCUACAGAUUUGCCUCUGGGCACCACAUUUUGGUUGGGACAGAGAAAUAACGCACAUGGAUAUUUUAAGGGAAUAAUGCAAGAUGUGCAAUUGCUUGUCAUGCCCCAGGGGUUCAUCGCUCAGUGCCCGGAUCUUAAUCGAACCUGUCCAACAUGCAACGACUUCCAUGGACUUGUGCAGAAAAUCAUGGAGCUGCAGGACAUUUUAUCGAAGACAUCAGCCAAGCUGUCUAGAGCUGAACAACGAAUGAACAGGCUGGACCAGUGCUAUUGUGAGCGGACAUGCACCAUGAAGGGAACCACCUACCGAGAGUUUGAGUCCUGGACAGAUGGCUGUAAGAACUGCACAUGCCUGAAUGGGACCAUCCAGUGUGAGACCCUGGCCUGCCCUGCUCCUGACUGCCCUCCCAAAUCGGCUCCCGCCUACGUGGAUGGCAAGUGCUGCAAGGAGUGCAAAUCAACCUGCCAGUUCCAAGGACGGAGCUACUUUGAAGGAGACAGGAACACAGUCUACUCAUCUUCUGGAAUGUGUGUCUUGUAUGAAUGCAAGGAUCAGACCAUGAAGCUUGUUGAGAACGUUGGCUGCCCACCUUUAGAUUGUCCCGAGUCUCAUCAGAUCGCCUUGUCUCACAGCUGCUGCAAGGUUUGUAAAGGUUAUGACUUCUGUUCUGAGAAGCAUACCUGCAUGGAGAACUCCGUCUGCAGGAACCUGAACGACAGGGCCGUGUGCAGCUGCCGGGAUGGCUUCCGGGCUCUCCGGGAGGACAACGCCUACUGCGAAGACAUUGAUGAGUGUGCAGAAGGGCGUCAUUACUGUCGUGAGAACACCAUGUGUGUGAACACGCCUGGUUCUUUCAUGUGCAUCUGCAAAACUGGGUACAUCAGGAUUGACGAUUACUCAUGCACAGAACAUGACGAGUGCCUCACAAACCAACACAAUUGUGACGAAAACGCUCUGUGCUUUAACACUGUUGGAGGACACAACUGUGUCUGCAAGCCUGGCUACACUGGGAACGGAACCACGUGCAAAGCUUUCUGCAAGGAUGGCUGUAGAAAUGGAGGUGCCUGCAUUGCUGCCAAUGUGUGUGCCUGCCCACAAGGCUUCACCGGACCCAGCUGUGAGACAGACAUUGAUGAGUGCUCUGAGGGCUUUGUUCAAUGUGACAGCCGUGCCAACUGCAUUAACCUGCCUGGGUGGUACCACUGUGAGUGCAGAGAUGGCUACCAUGACAAUGGGAUGUUUUCGCCAGGUGGAGAAUCUUGUGAAG